Molecule: messenger RNA, 2638 nt
Organism: Gastrolobium bilobum
Lineage: Eukaryota; Viridiplantae; Streptophyta; Magnoliopsida; Fabales; Fabaceae
Product: G-type lectin S-receptor-like serine/threonine-protein kinase At1g11330
Exons: 7
Coding region: 139-2604 (821 amino acids)
Biological process (GO): recognition of pollen; protein phosphorylation
Molecular function (GO): protein serine/threonine kinase activity; ATP binding
Source: RefSeq, a predicted model, not a curated record
ACAUUAAUUUUGUUGGGAACAUGGGAUGCACCCCAUCAAACCCAAAGUAAUACUAGUAUUCCUCAAGAAGACAGAGAGAAUAUCAUCAAAACCACACUAAGAUAUCCACAUUUCUGCUACAAUCAAUUCAUUAGAUUUAUGGGUUUUCUAAUUCAUACUAAUUACUUACUGAUUACUUUGCUCAUAUUUUCCAGCUUUUGUUUGGGCUUGGGCUUGAGCUUGAUGAAUGAUACUAUUACAUCAACCAGAUCCAUCAGAGACCAUGAGACAAUAAGCUCAAACAACAGUGACUUCAAGCUAGGAUUCUUCAGCCCUGAAAAUUCAACAAAUCGCUAUGUAGCAAUCUGGUAUCUCUCUGAAUCCUACAUUAUAUGGAUAGCUAAUAGAGAUCAACCCCUUAAAGAUUCUUCUGGUGUUGUCAAAAUUCUUAAGGGUGGCAAUCUUGUAGUAUUGAAUGGGAAAAAUCUUGUCAUAUGGUCAACAAAUUUGACAAGUAAUGUUACCAAUUCAAGUGCUCAACUUGAAGAUUCUGGAAAUCUGGUCCUUCGAGAUGAUACAAGUGGAGUAACAAUAUGGGACAGUUUCACACAUCCAGCAGGUGAGGCCGUGCCACAGAUGAAAAUUGCUACAAACAGAGUUACAGGUAAGAAAAUAGAGUAUAUAUCAUGGAAAAGCAAUUCUGAUCCUUCUACUGGGUACUUCACUGGUAGCCUUGAACGCUUGGAUGCUCCAGAAGUGUUUUUUUGGUUCAAUAAAACUCGCCCAUAUUGGAGAACUGGUCCAUGGAAUGGAAGGGUCUUCAUUGGGUCACCAAGGAUGUUAACUGAGUAUCUAAAUGGGUGGCGUUUAGAUCAUGAUGAUGAUGGAACUGUUUAUCUAACUUACAUUUAUGGAGACCCUUCUACCUUUGGAAUCCUUUCCUUGACUCCACAUGGCACACUGAAAUAUGUAAGGUUUUUGAACAAGAAGGAAAUUCUGACUCUUGAGGUAGAUCAGAAUAAGUGUGAUUUUUAUGGCACUUGCGGGCCAUUUGGAAAUUGUGAUCCUUUAAACUCUCCAAUUUGCAGCUGUUUUCAAGGGUUUGAGCCUCGGAAUUCAGAGGAAUGGAAUAGGAAAAAUUGGACUAGUGGAUGUGAGAGAACUGCACCACUUGAGUGUUCCAAGUUGAACAAUGGAAGUGCAAUACAAAAAGAUGGGUUUUUGGUGUUUCAUAAUAUGAAAGUUCCUGACUUUGCAGAGAGAUCAGAUGGUAACCAAGAAAAAUGUGGAACAGAUUGCUUAGCAAAUUGCUCUUGCUUGGCUUAUGCAUAUGAUUCUUAUAUAGGCUGCAUGUAUUGGAGUAGAGACUUAAUUGACUUGCAGAAAUUUCCAUAUGGAGGAGUUGAUCUCUUCAUUCGUGUGCCCCAAUCUGAACUUGUUACAGGAGGGAAAAAGGGAAGAGGACACAAGACACUAAUCAUGGCCAUUACAGGGUCAGUUGGAACUUUUGCUUUAGCAGUGUGUGCAUAUCUUUUGUGGCGGAAAUGGACUCCUAAGCAUACAGGAAGUCAGCCUCAAAACUUGAAUAUCGGUGAUAAAAAACAAAUGAAACUGGAAGAGCUGCCACUAUUUGAUUUUGAAAAGCUUGCAACUGCUACAAACAAUUUUCACUUAGCUAAUAUGCUUGGAAAGGGAGGUUUUGGACCAGUAUACAAGGGACAAUUGGAAGAUGGCCAAGAAAUUGCAGUGAAAAGACUCUCGAAAGCUUCUGGACAAGGAUUAGAAGAAUUCAUGAAUGAAGUUUUGGUGAUUUCUAAACUUCAACAUCGCAAUCUUGUAAGAAUUCUUGGUUGUUGUGUUGAACGAGACGAACAAAUGCUGGUUUAUGAGUUCAUGCCAAAUAAAAGUUUGGAUGCAUUUAUCUUUGAUCCACUCCAAAGGAAAGUUCUAAAUUGGAGAAAGCGCUUCAAUAUAAUUGAAGGAAUAGCUCGAGGUAUACUUUAUCUUCAUAGAGACUCAAGACUAAGAAUUAUUCAUAGAGAUCUUAAGGCAAGCAACAUCUUAUUAGAUGCUGAGAUGAAUCCAAAGAUAUCAGAUUUUGGUUUAGCAAGAAUUUUUAAGGGUGGUGAAGAUGAUGCAGAAAACACAAAAAGAGUUGUUGGAACUUAUGGUUAUAUGCCCCCUGAAUAUGCAAUGGAGGGUCUCUUCUCAGAGAAAUCAGAUGUCUAUAGCUUUGGGGUUUUAUUGCUAGAGAUUGUUAGUGGACGAAGAAACACUAGCUUCUAUAACAAUGAGCAAUCGCUUAGCCUUGUAGGAUUUGCAUGGAAACUAUGGAACGAAGACAAUACAGUAUCUUUAAUAGAUACAGAGAUAUGGGAUCCAUUACUCGAAAGUAGUAUGUUGAGGUGCAUACACAUAGGACUUCUUUGUGUGCAAGAACUUACAAGAGAAAGACCAACUAUAUCCACUGUAGUUUUGAUGCUCAUUAGCGAGAUUACACAUCUUCCUCCACCAGGGUUAGUUGCAUUUGUCCAAAAGCAAAAUUUUCCAAGUAUAAAUUCCAAUCAAAAAAGUCAAUGUAACUCGAACAACAAUGUAACUCUUAGUGAAAUCCAAGGUAGGUAAUGUAUGGGAUCAACAGUGUUAUUGUUAACAUUAA